AUUCUCAUUCUGCUCAUUUUCACUAGUAAUGUCUACCUUUCCUCUUCUCCGUCUGCCACAGAAAACGCUGAAAAAUGUGAUACUCCAUAUGGGACAUAUCGAGCUAAUUUGCGCCUCACUACUCUCCAACAAAACUAAGCACUUCAUCCGAGAGUUUUGCAUCUUCAAAGCAUAUCGUUUUAAUAUUGUAUUGGAUGACUCGGUGCGAUUCGGAAUUGCUAGCACUGGUAUAUAUAUAGAAUACUCAUUCAGAAAUGGAAUGAUAUGUAUCAGAAGUUUUGGUAUAAUACAAAUAACAAUGACACUUCGUGCUCCGCAGUUUGAUGCUGGAAGCUGGUUGGUUCAUUUACUGAAUAUAUUCAACCCAUCGAAAAUCGAUACUCUAUCUAUCUAUGAUAGUUUUGAUGUAGAGAGAUUGCAGUUAGUAAAAGAAUCUUUGAAUAAGAUUCCUAUUUUUCAUUUUGAAAUCACCGCCACUACCGCAACAAAUCCCAAACUCUUCUCCGCAUUUCUACCAAUAAAAACCUUCGGUUUUAAUCACACUGUCCAAUAUAACUCCUCUCAACUCUCUGCACUACGGCCAGCUUUGCCAAAAAAAUUAGAAUCUAUCUAUGCAGAUAUCAGCAUUCCAUUAAACGAGCUACUGCUCACAUGCUCCAGAACCCUUCAAAUUGUCGAAUCACUAUUAACGGAUAAGGAUAUUAAUUUGUUUCUGAAACAUUGGAUGGCCGGAUUGAAACCAGAACUUGAAUAUUUGUAUAUUCGAAAGAAUGGAGCUGCUUACAAUCCAAACAUUGUUUUGGAAGGAAUUCAUCACGAGUUUGCACCAAUUGACAGGAAAUUCAGAAUUAAUCAAGGACCACCUCAAUUCGGAGGAAUUGAUAUUCACCAAACUCGAGGAGGAACAGCAACUAUGACUUUCAACUGGAGCUUUGGCCGUGCAGAGAUUAUUGUUGCGGCCCAUGCUUUGGUGUACUUUUCUUUUGAACAACUGUAACUUCUUUUUCGAUAAUAAAAUUUUGUUAUUA
Caenorhabditis elegans is the source of this 1028-nucleotide messenger RNA. RefSeq names its product F-box domain-containing protein (gene fbxb-43). The coding region runs from base 29 to 997 and encodes 322 amino acids. NCBI's taxonomy places the organism in Eukaryota, Metazoa, Nematoda, Chromadorea, Rhabditida, Rhabditidae. The record is from RefSeq and is marked reviewed. The transcript has 2 exons.